GAGGAGGAGGAGGAGGAGGAGGAGGCGGCGGGCGGGACGGAGACAUGUCGGGCUCGGCCCGCCCCUCGCACCCCAAGGCGCAUCCCGCCUUGUCGCCCAGGCCUCACCAUGGCCCCUCCCGGAAGUCUUCCAUGGGCAGCGCCGAUAUGCUCAGGGCGGUUGUUAUGGCGGCCAAGAAAAAUAAGCAGAAGGAGAAAGAGAAGGGAAUCAGCCGGCAGGAUGAGGAUGUUGUUAAAGAAGAAGAGGCAAUGGCUUGGAAAUUGUUUACCCUUACGCAGAUUAAUAUUUUGUUGGAACAAGAUAUAGCAGGAGUUCAAAGGUAUAUGGAAAUGUUCCUAAAUAUGAGAGAACCUUUGACAUCUUUGAAACAAGCUGCAUUACUGGAUUAUUAUGUCUCUGGAUUUUGGUGGGCUAAAUCAUUAGAGUUCACACCCGUGCAACUUGGAGGACUCCUGACUCUGUUAAAUAUGCUGAUGAAUAACAUUGAGACUCGGAAUUUGACACUGGAAGAGAACAUCCAAGAACUCAGAAAUGCAAUGGCUGGAAUUGGGCGACGUAACUCGGAGAAAAGCGGUGGCUUUGAGUUCUUCACGGUAGACCAAGCCAAAGCCAUAAUCAAUUAUUUGAAGAUCAGCAUAUUCCAACAUUAUACACUAUAUGAAUUUCUUUUCUACACUCCCAGGGAAGAACUUGUGUUGGGAGAUGAGAAUGUUGUAGAACUGGUCAAGCCCGCCAAUAGCCCUUUCCCUGCUCCUUUGGAAGAAGGUUUGGCGUACGAUAUAUAUUCCAGAUUUAUAGCACAGACCCCAGGUGAAAAGGAUGCAACUAAGGAAAUGGAGGGAGGCGUUCCUCUGGAAGAGGAGGCUGAAGCCGAAACCAUUGUAGAUCCUUUGACAGGUUACACCAUCGAGGAUGUUCAGAUGGUACUGGGCCAGAUCACCGGUGAAAUGCUCAGCGGCAUUCAGUGGGCCUUUGUCCGAUUGAACAGAUAACCCUCCUGUCAAAAUCAAGGAGGAUACUCAUCAAGCCUCUGGGAUUUUGGAUGUCUUCUUAGGGGCAAAUCCAAGGUACCCUUUUGUGCCACCUGUCUUUAUGUUCCACUGUCUAACUCCCCCACUCCCGUCCUUCCUUUUUUUAUUCUGGAGGAUUUUAUUAUCUGGGCCACGUAUGGUGAAUGUGAUACGAUUCUAAUCUGCAUUCAUUUUAUUUAAGAUUCAUCUACUGACACCAAAAAGGGACCCAGAGCAGGGUGCAAACAUUACAAAAACCACAAUUUUACAAUCCAGUUUACAUCUUUUGUUGAGGUUCGCUAUUAACACUGUCUCUGAAACAAAUUGUUUCAAAUUGGGUUUAUAAAAAUACUGUGUGGUUUUCACUAGGAUCCCUAUGGGCCACCAAUGGGGCUUCAAACUUAAAUAUCAGAAGGGCACCCUGAGGAUCUCUUAACAGUGAAGGCAUAACUAAUCUGUGUUGAAUUAUUUUGUUCUUUUGCACUCAUGUUCAGAGACAUGAGAAGUAUUUAACUGGGUGAGUACAAGGUCCAUUUUCCUCCAUCAUUUUUGUCAGAAUCUCAGCAACCAUUAGACAUGAGGCCUUCCACCAGAAAUUGGCUAAAAUGGGCCACAAUCUUUCUGCCUGUGCCAUAUUUAAAACAUUGCCUACUAGUUAUCUUUCACAAAGUGUUUUUUGAGCUAAAUUCCAUUCCAGUUCACCAAAACUUCAACAACAACAUUUUGAAUUCAGCAGAGAAUUUGAUAUCAACUCUUAGAUGCAUUUAAACUAUGUCUAAAGUAGCAGAGAGAGAAAACUGAAACCUUCAUUUCUGUUGUGUUCUGUCGCUUUGCGGGCUGCUUUUGUCAACCAUCUUCCCUCCACAAAAACAGGAAAUUACAGAAUGCAGAAAAGCAUACAUGUCCUACAAAAGAGAUACACACAUCCACAUAUUUAAAAGGUUACAUAAAUUCCAAGGCCACUGAUACAUUCAGCCAGCAUUUGUACAAAGUUGCAGAAACAAAACAAAAUGAAAGUUGCAGAAACAUACUAUCACUGUCAAGGAAUAUUUGUUGCCAUCCUUGUGACAUUGUUCUGAAUACUGCAACGAAAUCCAAGCAUUCUGAUGCUUGUUUGUAUGAUGUUCAUUUACAAUGAAGCUUUAUGAUGUUCAUUUACAAUGAAGCUUUAGUUGAGAGAGAGAGAAGCAACAUCUAGUAAAGUACCGGUAGUUCUGGCUUGUUGUUGUGCACAUUGCUUCAUUACAUUUCCAGUAAUGCACUCUUAAGUGCAAUAGAUCUGCUCUAAAGAUUAAACAUCUGCUGUGAAGGGAGGGGAGAAUGGAAAAUAAUUCAAAUGCCAGAGGAUUCUGCCUCCUCUCACCAAUUUAGAUUUAUUGGUAAAAAGAAGUGUGCAUGCACAUGAAAGCUCAUACCAAUGACAAACUUAGUUGGUCUCUAAGGUGCUAAUGGAAGGAAUUUUUUAAAUUUUGUUUCAUCUGAGAAGGCAAGGUUACUGGUGGGGUGGAGUGAGAGAUGGCUGUCACUUCCUCUUCAUGACAAGCUUAUAUAGUGUAUUGAACUAUGCACACAGUAAUGAGAUAAAGUACUGCAUUGUUGUGCAAGUACAGGCUGGGGCAUCGUAACAUCUGCAAAACAGGAAGAUGUCCAAAGAAUAAUGUCUGCCUUUGCUGUAGUGAAACCAUGAAGACAAUGUGCAGUAGCUGAUAGCUCAGUUACAUCUACUUCUUCUUUAAAAUUGUCUUUACAGACUGAGAUUAAUGAAAGGCUACAAACGCAGCAAGAGGCCUAUUCUGCAAGAAUAGACAAGCUGAAGAAGGCCUGAAAGAACUGAGCCAGCAGAGGGAUGGUGGUGUCUUACACUUGCUAUAUAAAACACAGGACAGCAAGCCCUGUGAUGUGUUUCUAUUACCUACAGUCAGCAUAAUUGGGACGCUGUUUCAUCAUCCAGAAAGCACUGUUCUUUAGCAUAGCACAUCUAUUUUUAUAUUAUUUGAGUGUUCUAUGAAACAAGAAAUAAAAUUAAACUUUAAUUGUUGGUUGGUUGGUUUAAAUCUGAGAGUCAUCAGCGUUGUGAAAUUUCCCCCUAUAUGUGUGUUGGUGGGAGACAUUCAGAACAUCCAAGGUCUUAAAAGUAUUGUAACCUUCCGGGGGAUCAUAAACAAGCAAUCUCUUACCUAGAAUAGUUACGUCAUCCCUUAGGGAUUGAUUGAGCGGUCUGUUUCAGGCCCGUGUAAGUUUUGCAUGUAGCCAGUCAUAAAUCCAUUCUGUCCCAUUUCUCAUUUAUCUGUUUUAAAAAGAAUGAGAACAUGUUAUUUAAAGCCAUACUUUAUGUCAUUGGGUGCAUUUCUAAACAUUUUUAUUAUAAAAUAGGCUUUUUUAGCAUUGCUUUUUGAGACAAGCGCCCUAUCAUAAAAUUCAAAGCACUCUGAAGGAUAGUUUAAGGUCCAAUGUUUGUACUAGUCUGGGAGGUACAAACAAGGCCAGUUAGGGCAAUGAAGCAAUAUUGCGAAUGUAGCCAUAUCCUAGAUCUGUAUAAUAGUAUUAUGUUGUUGGCAAGUUUAAUUUUCGAUCCUUUUCUUAAAAUUUCUUAGCAUUUCUAUUGCCAGACUCUCCUGAAUUAAUAUUACCAGCUAUUCAGACCAUUAUGCACUAUGCUUGAGAUCAUAAUGCAAAGCCCAUGUUUGUCUUUUUAUGGACUAGGCCUGACUUUCAUCUGCUUUAGUGAACUCUGAAGAUCAACUGAUACCCCCUGCCACCUCCCAGGUUUUAUGGAGGCCCUCGGAGCUCUAUAAAACACUUUGAAGAUUAAAAAAGUGCUAUAUAAGUGUGCAACGAUGCUGAUUUGUUCGACUUCACACAUAUGCUGGACAUCUGUGCACUUAAAAAACGGCUAAGUGAAGCCCAAGUCCUGUAUGAUAAGAGGCCCACUAAAGUGAAUAAAAUUUAAUUGUGUUGAUUAUAUUAAGCACAGUUGGGACUUGAUUAGGGUCUUAUUGGGAAAUGGAAACAAGGGACGAAAACCUGCUGGAAAGAAAAAAUGAGAAAGCAUUAUAAAUGCACACGUAACAUGCAGAAGAGAAUGGUUUGUUGAUAUGUAGGUAGACUCCAUUUGGCUGCUCUUUUAACAGCUCGUCACGAAUGAGACCCUUUUGGAAAGUGAUGUGUCAAGGGUGGUUGGUGCCUGAUGACUCAUUCAGACUUGCCAGUCACCGCUUGGUGCUGCAGCUUCAUUUGGUAAGCAAGAUUAGGCAUUUGCCAGGUUCCCAAGGCUUGUGAGGGACCACCACCCUGAAAGAGCCAUCAUUUGGACUUCAUAUGGAGCACCCAAGAAAGUCUGAGGCAACAUGAGAGAAUUACCCAUCUGCAUGUCCUACCUCUUCCAUGUUAAGGAGGCUGGGGUAAGGCACGCUUCCGCGCAUGCGCGAAGCGCCGAUAGAGCGCUUCUGCGCGCACAUGCACUGCACAGAUCACAUCUGCACAUCCGACGCCGCGGAACCCGGAUGUAAACACUUCUGGGUCUGCGUCGUUCGUAAACGGAGGUAGGCGUAAACCAAGGUUCCACUCUAUUCCAUAUGUAUUUCUUAAUGAUGCAAAAGACUGUCCUGUAUACAGCUAACAGAAAUUCCAUGCUUCUUGUGCCACUGUCAUUCCCUUGAAGGCCAUACUACUCUAAAAAGGAACAAGGUUGGUUUUGUUUUUAAGGCUUGCAACCAUAGUCUCCCAGUUCAUGGUUUGUGAGUGUUUCAAUCUGGUCCAUUAGUUUGACCCCAAGCCCAUGCAGCCUUAAUCUGGUCAGUGUGAAGAUGGAUGGGGCUGAGACUCUGGAGGAAGCCUGCCAUUUCCAUAGCCUUAUGAUGCUUCCUUGAAUGCCUUGCUUUGUGUCCCAUAUGACUUCCCCAUCCCAAGAAUGAACAUGCUCAGUUGACUCAUCUGGGGGGGAUUUAAUCAGGUUUUCUGCAUCCACACCAAGAAUUGGAGAAGUUGUCUUGACCAAGCUUAAAAACUCCUGCCCACACUUCUGAGAGGCUGACGACUAUUAUUAUUACUACUACUACUACUACUACUAGGGACCCAGGUGGCGCAGGGACCCAGGUGGCGCUGUGGUUAAACCACUGAGCCUAGGGCUUGCUGAUCAGAAGGUCAGCGGUUUGAAUCCCUGUGACGGGGUGAGCUCCCGUUGCUUGGUCCCAGCUCCUGCCAACCUAGCAGUUCGAAAGCACGUCAAAAUGCAAGUAGAUAAAUAGGAACCGCUACAGCGGGAAGGUAAACGACGUUUCCGUGUGCUGCUCUGGUUUGCCAGAAGCGGCUUUGUCAUGCUGGCCACAUGACCUGGAAGCUAUACGCUGGCUCCCUCGGCCAAUAAUGCGAGAUGAGCGCGCAACCCCAGAGUCGGUCACGACUGGACCUAAUGGUCAGGGGUCGCUUUACCUUUACCUUACUACUACUACUACUACUACUACUACUACUACUAUUGGCAAAUUUUCAUUAUUUUGGGGGAAAGUAACCAGCUAAUGUGGAGAACAGAACUUACAACUAGAAAACUGAGAAACUAGAAAAGUGAAAGUUGAUGGAUUUUUCAAUGGCCUGAGCUUUUAUCUAGGUAAUAUUUGCCCAAUUAUACUAAUUGUUCCAGUUUUGCCCAAUUUGAGUUCUAUCAGCUUAUUUAGAUAAUUUUUAUUUUGAUCAUUUAUUAACUGAAUGCAGUGAGUUUAUAAGCAAAGGUUGCUUUGAGCUCUCUGUGACCUUUCUGGCAUGCACAAUAUUGCAGACUCCAAGGGAUAUAAGUGUACAGUAUAACAAUUUUUUACAUCCAGCCAACAUUUACAAACAGUUGCCAAAGCAGCUUCUUUCUACUGCAUAAAAUAACCUGUGUGACAUUGGGAAUCAGAUACCUCACUUGCUCUUUUUGUUUGUAAACCAAUCAUUCAGCGUAAAAUAUGUCUGUAUACCAAACUAACCUGAUUUCCCCCUUAUUCUCACUAGUACACAGAUACUUUGUUAAUAUUAUAUUUUAAUACCUUUUUUCAAUAUUAAAAGCAGGGCAAAGUUUGCAUUCACAUAACACCAAAAUUCAGUGAUUGCCAAGAAUGUCCCAUACAGUAAAGUCUGCUUUCAGGUUGCUAGAAUAUUUUUUAAUAGUUUGUGGCACAUUGCUGCCUGCGCAUGGUCAGUUCACACAUGUUGUUUCUUUGGUGUGCACAUAAGGUUUUGUAAACUACCCCCCCCCCCUAGCAAAAAUAAAUAAAUUAUGGUACAUUCAUCAGAGAGCCAAGUUUGACUGCAGUUCCCUAUCAAGAGCAUUUUGAGUUGCAAGCCUACAUUUGCCCAGCAUAAUGUGUGAAUGGGCUUCUCAAAAAGACUUACUUUAAAUGAGGGUUUAAAUUAAGUUGGGGUGGGGGGAGAGAAGGCAGGAGCCGCUGCUGGCUUUCCCAGAAACCAAAUUGUCUUUUAACAGCUGGCAACUUUCAGUGUUCCAUCAUGGCUGCCCAAUAGUGCCCUCUUGUUGUUACUAUUUGCAUACCAAGGCAGGACAGGACAGCUCAAGACUGGGAACUGACACUAGAUCCCCCCCCCCCAUUCCAGAGACCUAAAAGCAGUAUGAAAUGUGUGCAUUUGUGAUGCUCCCCCACCCCCCACCCCAUCCCAAUAACAUCUUUUCGCCAGAUAUCAAUAAUGAGUCCCAUUAUUUCUAGGGGUUUUGGGGUAGGGUUGCAGAAAGAAGAACGCUGGAAAUCAUACAUUAAACCACAGACAGCAAAUAUGUGUCAUUUCCACCAUCUGUACUCUGAUGCACCAACACUUUACCAUAUAAAACUACUGUAUUAUAAUACCUCAUUUUGUUGUUUGUGAGAGAGGCAGCAAGGUUAAGAUAAUAAGACGGUUGUGAGCUUGAAGAGUUGCUGCGUCUGCUGCAAUUCAGCUACCUUGAAUUUUCAUCUGGAUAUUUUACAGCACUUUUUGGGUCCACAAUGCUGCCCUCCGUACAUAAGGAUUGUUUUGCUGAAUCAGACCAAAGCGCUGUCUAAUCUACUGUGCCGUUUCCACUACUACCGUAGCUGCCAACAUGUUGCCUCUGGGCGCUUGCAAGCAUAGCCUCUCCAGCAUGUUGUAUUUAAGGGAAAGCCACCCUUUAUACGUGGUAAUUCUAUUUAGAAGUCAUGAUUGAUAGCCAUUGGAAGAGCUCCUUGAGAUGGGAGAGGCUGUAAAAUCAAUACCGUCAAAAUUGGAAUGAAAUCUCUGCGGAGCAAGGCUUUUAUAUUGUGCAACUCGCCAGAAAAGAUCUAUGUAUGCAAACAUGAGAAUUCCGCCUUCUAAUCCUCUCCUUUGUACUAUCUGGUAGAUAUCAACUCCAAAUGUUCCAUUCUGCCUCAUGCUCAGAUUCAUAAUCUUCCCCAGAGCAUAAUAUUCAAGAAUUAUCAAGACUACUCACAGGGAAUGAUUUUGUCCCUUGAUUGAGUUCCAGCAAAAAGUUCUCAGUUCUCCCCCUUGCCAAAUGCAUGGUGUGGAUCAUACAAACCAUUUUUUCCCAAGCCUUAUUGACCCCCCACCCCAAUCCUCGCCAUAAUAAACGCAUUUCUGCUGGGGGGGGAGGGAUUUGGCAGAUGUUUGCAAAUGAAGGUCUACCGCAAACUAUGUUUCUGCAUUGCAAAACAUUCCUGUUUCUAGGAAGUGGUUGCUUAUUUUUAUAAUUCAGGGAAUACAGUCAAAAUACCAUGCAUAGCAUUCCUUAAUAUAAUACCGAGCAGCAUUGUUUGCAAUAUCUCCUUGUAACCACUGUAGUUUUGACAGAUCAGCUUAAACAUAUGGCACCACGUUUGGAAACCGGGCCUUGGCUUUGGAAUCAUAUUGCAGAGCUGGAACAAAUCUGCCCAGUGUUUUGGUAGGAGAGUGCUAUUCAUUUGUGUUGGAAAUUAGCUCUGUGGGUAGUGAUAGAAUCACAUCAUGCAACGGCAAAUGUAGACGCAAGAUUGUAAAAGCUGUCAUAAGGGGAUUCUCAUCUGUAAUACAAACCUGACUUCCCAACCUGCAUUCUUAGCAUUAUUUUCAGCUUUAGUUGCUUGCCACAUUAGAAGUCUCUAAGCAACUUGCAAAAAUUUAAAAACAAAAUGUAAAUCUUUUUUGGGGGGGGAAACAAAUGACAGUAGAAAACACACCAAAAUCCAUCAAAGAGACCUAGUGAAACAGCAGCAAAAGAAGUGCUGGAUAAGCCACCAGUUCCCCCCACCCACCCCAACUAUCAGGUGGACUAUUCACCUGAUGGCAGCUUCCAAUGUGAUCCUUGCUGUGGAACCAUCUCCCCAUUCUGACACCUCUUAAAAGUGCCUUUCUGUUUUCAGGCUUUUUGCUGGCAUUUAAUUUCAGCGGGUUAUUUAAUUUCACCUUAUUUUAACACCUCCUGGGCUAUCAACUACAAGUGAUGUCUAAAUGGUUGUACACAACCUCGAGGCUCAAGAAACAGGCAGAAGAAAAAAAUAUUUUGGGACUAGAUAAAUGUUUCUGCACAUUUAUGCUCCUUCAUCAUAACAAGGAGUAGGAUUUGCAAACAUUUUUUAAAAUUGCAAAUCUCUGCUGUUGGUGGUAAUGUUACAGGCACUAGCCAGUCGGUGCCUUCCACAGCCAUUCGUUCCUCCAUCCAAGCUAAAACACGCCCCAAAGCAUCCCCACCUCAUGAAUUCACCAGAAGGACACACGUGUAUCUGUUCACUCAGUAAACUUCUCAGAGUAUCAGGGGUGUUUUUAAUCACCACUUUUAACAUGUUAAAUGUAUUGACAUACUCUGCAUAAGGCGCUACAUAUUGAGCGUAAUGCUGGUGGUCAACAAAAGAGGCUUAAAGACUGUCUGAAGGCAAAUCUUUAAAAAUGUAGUAUAAACACUGACAACUGGGAAACCCUGGCCUGCGAGCGCUCCAGUUGGAGAACAGCCUUUACCAGAGGUGUCAUGGGCUUUGAAGAAACUCGAUCUCAGGACGCAAGGGAGAAAUGUGCUAAGAGGAAGGCACGCUUGGCAAAUCCACACCGUGAUCAACCCCCGCCUGGAAACCAAUGUCCCCACUGUGGAAGGACGUGUAGAUCCAGAAUUGGCCUCCCCAGUCACGGACCCAUUGUAAAAAUCGUGUUUAUGGAAGACAAUCUUACACAGCUACGAGUGAUCGCCAAAGAAGAAGGAGGAGGAGGUGCUACAUAAGACAAUUUGGGGGGGUAUGAUGCACUUUGUGACAUAAUUGAGGAAGGACAUAUCUCAGUAGCGGGGCAUGUCCUCAUUUAAGUCCCUGGCUUCUCCAGGCAGGUCUGGGAAAGAGCCCUUCCUGAAACCUGGAAGGCUGUGUAGGCAAUGCUGAACUAGAUGGACCAAUAUCUGACUCGUUAUAAAUAGGCUUCCUGUGUUCUAAUUGCAUCCCACUGCAUUAUAGACAGUAAAAAAGGUAAAGGACCCCUGGACAGUUAAGUCCAGUCAAAGGCGACUGGGAUUGUGACGCUCAUCUUGCUUUCAGGCCAAGGGAGCCAGCGUUUGUCCACAGACAGUUUUCCAGGUGAUGUGGCCAGCAUGACUAAAACGCUUCUGGUGCAAUGGAAGCCAGAGCACAUGGAAAUGCUGUUUACCUUCCUGCCACAGUGUUAUCUAUUUAUCUACUUGCACUGGUGUGCUUUCGAACUGCUAGGUUGGCAGGACCUGGGACAGAGCAACGGGAGCUCACCCCGUGGCGGGGAUUCGAACCGCCAACCUUCUGAUCAGCAAGCCCAAGAGGCUCAGUGGUUUAGACCACAGUGCCGGACAGAGCUAAAGCUGGGCCUAAACCUUGCAGUAUAUGUCCUGCAUCUCCUCCCCUCACCAAGCAUCCCUGCAAUGUCCGGGUGUGCAAAAUAACACCGACACACCACACUUUCGUCUAAUAACUUGAGCAGCAAGAUGUUUGUGUUAUUUGAAAAAAUAUUAUGCCUGCUUUCUGGGCGCACAAGAUGACAUUCAGAUACCGAGCGUUGAUUGCUCAUGGUUUAUUCAGUGCCUU
Molecule: messenger RNA, 10021 nt
Organism: Zootoca vivipara (common lizard)
Lineage: Eukaryota; Metazoa; Chordata; Lepidosauria; Squamata; Lacertidae
Source: RefSeq, a predicted model, not a curated record